Cutaneotrichosporon cavernicola is the source of this 1053-nucleotide messenger RNA. RefSeq lists its product as uncharacterized. The record is from RefSeq and is a predicted model, not a curated record. Lineage: Eukaryota; Fungi; Basidiomycota; Tremellomycetes; Trichosporonales; Trichosporonaceae. Bases 1 to 1053 code for a protein of 350 amino acids. The transcript is spliced from 4 exons.
AUGGCAGCACUCACAAGCAGCGGCGUCGAACAGGUCCUCCGCAAUGAGAACACCACGCAGGAUGAGGCGUACGAGAUCAUCAAGGGAUACUAUGUUGCCAACAGCCGCAAUCAGCGCAGCAUCCAGAUGAUGGCAAGCAAGCUCGGUCACUUUGAGGCCGACUUUCCCCGCUUUUCACAGCAGUUCGACAAGGUGCGCGAGCGGUACAAGAUUGAGAAGAUUGUGCCGAAUGCAGCUGCCGAGUGGCCUCCACAGGACAUCACGACGGCCGCGCGCCUCAGUGCCGCCCUGGGAGAUCAGCGGUGCUCGGAUGACGAUGCGGCCCGAUUCAUUUCUCAGUUCGCCGAGCAUGCCAGCAUGAGCGACACGCAUUCCCAGGACUAUCUUGUGCGCAAGCUCGACGAACUAGAGCAGCAGUACCCCCGCUUCUCCGGCGCGAUCCGCUCCGUCCGCUCCCGCCACACCGCCGCGCGCACCGGUGCGGCCCUCAACGCGGCUGGACACCGGCCCUCCGGGCCGACGGGAUUCACACGGCCACACGACCACAGCGGUCCUCCGUCGUACGGCCACCAGGGACCGCAGCAUGCGACGGCCCAGCAGGCGGAGUGGCACGGCGCGGCGCAGCAGCAGUACGCUCAGCCGGGACAGUAUGCGCCACCGCCAGGCGGUCCAGGCUACCAGCCGCCACAGUACGGCCAGCAACAGUACGGCCAGCAGCAACAGUACGGCCAACAGGGCCAGCAACAGUACGGCCAACAGGGCCAGCAACAGUACGGCCAACAGGGCCAGCAACAGUACGGCCAACAGGGCCAGCAACAAUACGGCCAACAGCACGGCGCAAACCAGGGAUACCAGGCCCCGCAGCAGCAGCAGCAGCAGACAGCAUACGUCCACCCCACGUCAAUCGGGACGAAGAUUGUGCCGCCGCCGCCUAUCCAUGUGCAGGCGCAGCAGAUGCACAACACUGCGCCCGAGACGACCGGGCAGUGGCGCCCGCCGAACCUCACCUCGCAGAUCUUUGGAUAUGUCAAGCCGAGCUGGAACGGCAAAUAG